This is a messenger RNA of Durio zibethinus, 4044 nucleotides long. NCBI's taxonomy places the organism in Eukaryota, Viridiplantae, Streptophyta, Magnoliopsida, Malvales, Malvaceae. The record is from RefSeq and is a predicted model, not a curated record.
ACACCAAGCCGGCAGUAAAACUUUGAUAUUAACCAUGGCAUUUCUUUCGUUUUUGUUUUAUCCUCCCAACCGUUUUUUAAAUUGGAAAAAAUAAUUACUCCUUUCAUUAAAUUAAUUAAUCAUUAAUUUAAAUAAUUUUUUUUAAAAAAAAAAGCCUUUCUUCCCACAGGUCUUUAUCUCUCGGUUCUUCCGCAAAAAUAAGCCCUAAAGCCCAAACUAAAAUUUCAAAUCGCAAUUUAAAUCCAAGGAAAGGAAAAGAAGGAACGUCUUGAUUGAAGCUGCGACGGAUUUCCUUGAAAAAGAUCCGAGAAAAUGUCUGAUAAAUCACCUCCUGGACGAGAGGUGGUCGUGGUACGUUCCGUUUGGUCCGACAAUUUGGAGUCCGAAUUCGAAUUAAUCAGAUCCAUAAUCGACGGCUUUCCGAUCAUUUCCAUGGACACCGAGUUUCCCGGCGUUGUCAUCAGGCCGACUUCACCCAGUGGUAGCCAAUACGUCCGGCCGGGUGAUGCAAAGGCGCAUUAUAGAAGCCUCCAAGCGAAUGUCAAUUUACUCAAGCUUAUCCAACUCGGCAUCACUUUAUCGGACGGUGACGGAAAUUUACCAGAUCUUGGCACCGAAAACCGGUUCAUUUGGGAAUUCAAUUUCAAAGAUUUCGAUGUCGCGAAUGAUGUCCAUGCUCAUGAUUCCCUCGAGCUUCUCCGUCGUCAGGGCAUAGAUUUCGAAAAGAACCGGGAACUUGGGAUUGACUCGGUCCGGUUCGCGGAACUGAUGAUGUCUUCGGGACUCCUCUUGAACGACGCCGUUACGUGGGUGACUUUCCACUGCGCGUACGAUUUCGGAUACCUCGUGAAAUGCUUAACGAGCGAGCUAUUACCGGAUCAACUCACUAAGUUCCUGAACCUCGUGUGCUUGUUCUUUGGAGACAGAGUUUACGACGUCAAACACUUGAUGAGGUUCUGCGCUGGAUUAUAUGGAGGGCUUGACCGUGCGUCUAAAGCACUGGGGGUGAAGCGAGCGAUUGGGAAGAGUCAUCAGGCCGGUUCCGAUAGCUUGCUGACGUUGGACGCGUGGUUGGAGGUCAAGAAAAGUGGUUUGCACUUGCUGUUUUCAGUGCAGCACCAGAGUAAUGUCGCCUUUGAACUUCUCUCUGCCGAAUGCUGAUGCUUCAUCAUCGUCAUUUCCUAAGACAGGUAUGGAUGCCUAUGCACAACAUAGAAUUUGAGGCACUCAACAUUGCUCAUAACUAACAGUUACAACUGGCGUCUUUUAUCAAUUUAAUUAACAUAACUGUCUUGAUUGAGAUGGUUAUAGUUUGUUAUAUAUGUUUUAUUUCAUAUGAGCUUGAGAUGUUUUCAACUUUUCAUGAUAAGGUCUAACAAUUAUAAUUUGAAAACGGCAAGAAGGCAUGUAGUUACAUGCGAAUUUUGCUUUGUGAAUAGUAUUCAAGUAUUUUGCGUUUGGUUGCUGAGAAUUAAAAAUUUUAUGGCUAAUCUUAAAAAAUCUAUUUAUUUUUAUGCUUGCUUAUGCAGAGCUCACCACUCAUGGAAAGCAUUGGUUUGUGAUCUUUUAAUGCAUGUUGCAGAGCAUAUUGUUUUAACACUGAGAAAUAUUUCUUGUACAUUGUAGAUAUUUGAUUCUUAAGUAAUGCCUUGCUUCUGAAAGUCAGUAAAUCUGAAUACCGAUGCAAAUACUUGCAUUUAUGAUUUUGCCAAACUGAUUCUUGCAAUAAAAGUCACUUUAAGGCCUUUGGCUUCAUUGCAGAUUUUUCUAGCAUGUUGGCCAUAGGAAAGAAGAAAAUAACAACUUAGAUAUCUGUAUAUUUGCCCUCUUAAAUUUGUACCUGAUGAUUAAGCAGUUGAAAAUAUGUUACUUCUGGAGGAUCUUUUUGUCUGUCAAAGAAAAUUGUUUAGCUUGUGGAUGUCUCCCACAUAAAGGGUAAAGGUCUUAAUGUUUAGGUUCUUUCAGAACUUAUGAUUGGCAUUGUUGAUAAUUAAGUAUAGAAGUUUGUGGAUGCCAGAAAUGAACUUACAGAUGUGUUGUUUUGCCUGUACUAAAAUACCCAUCGGAAAUAAGAAAUUUGGUGCUGGGAAUUUAGUUAGAAGUAAAAUGAAGUUCUGGGGUCUAGCCCAUUUGAUGUCCAGCAUUAAACUUGCUUGAACCUUAGCAGUGGGUCAAUAUCAGAGGUUAAAACAACUGCAACUAUUCAGCACACUUGACUUGCAAAUUACACAUUACAUAUAGGAAAACUUUUAUUGUCUUUGUUUAAUUCAGAUUCAGGAGUGAUUUGAUGAAUGCUAUCUUUGUAUUCAGCAAAAUGAAGGAAAGUGUCUUUUGAUUCCCAAAGUAACAACAAUGAAAAGGUCUUUUCCCACCACGUAAGGUCAGCUCUAUAUGAAGGAUCUUGUCUUGAGUAUUUCUCUUCUCUUGCACUAUGAUAUGUUUUCUUUGGUAACAUUGUGUAUAAAAAUAUAAAUGGUCAUCAGUCGGGUGUCUGUUGUGAGGAAUGCUUGACUCUUAAUUCCAAUAGUUAGGCCAUUAAGUAAAAAAAAAAGAAUAUAAAUCAAUGAUUUUCUUACCUAAAUGACGAACUUUUGAAAUGGAUUUAUCUAUAAAAUGGAUCAAGGGCCAAGGGUGGAACAGAAAAUGAUAACAAUUUUGAAAAUAUAAAUAGUAUAAUAUCAUUGUGUAUUGAAUUAUGACUCACAUGGCUAGAAGAUAGAAUGGGAUAAUGUUAGAUCCUAGGUUUAAGUGUUAUAUUCAAUUUGAAAUAAGAAAAAAGAAAAGAGAGACAAGGUGGCACGAAGGAGGAAUCUGGAUUGCAAAAGUAUACAAGAAACUCCUUUUCUGUUUGUUCAAUCAAGCGCCUGGCGCUAAAAAUGUUGAGUAUGCUUUACAAAAUAUAAUACACAUGCAAAAUUUGGGCUGGUUAGGGGUUGAUUCAUGAGCAGGGGUAUAAGUGUUGAUAUUUAAAGUUGCCAACCAUGCCUUAGAUUGAGUUGAAUACGUCUGUUGAUUUGUGCAUGAUAGUCCCUUCAGGCCUUUACUUUUCUAGGUAUGUGAUUGUCUUGCAGGAUUUUGUCUGAUUUGAACAGAAAUUCUAGCAUUCAUUCUGGUUCGUAAUAUUUAUUUCUUUCUUGCAGAAUAAUUCUGCUUGCAGUACAUACAUAAAAUUGUCUGUUUAUGUUCCUUUCCCUUAUUCCAAAAUUUGAUGUUCUCUCACUGGUUCAUCAUUGAAAGAAGAAACUUAGCUCUGAAUUACUCGCAAUUUGGUUCAAUUUGAACUCAGAAUUUAAGUCAAGUGAUUCAUGUAGCCAUCCCUAAAAGGUGGCAUUCAGGUCUGAAGUUUUGCUAGGUGUCUCCUCACUGGCCAAUUUAUAGAAUAUGGUAACAGAUAAUUCACUAUAAUGCCAACAUUUUUGUCGAAUUAUAAACUCCAUGAACAAAGAAAAACCAGAAACUGAACGUUGGGUUGGAAAUCUUUUCAUUGCAGGUCAACUAUUUUUUGCAAUUUAGCUGUCCUCAGAUGGUCCAAAGUUUCUGUGAUCGCGGAUGAAAGCAGGGCCUGAAAAAAGAAUCUAUUUAAAGCCCAUUGACCUUCAUAUAUAAUUUUGUCUACUUGCAAAAAUGAAGGAAUCUAUCAACAACAAAAAAAAAAUGGAAUCCAUGGGACCAAUGAUCCUAACAGUAUUGUUCUACUCCAGGAUUGGCUUGCAUUUGCAUAUUAAUCCUGAAGAACUGGAUCCGGUUUGGGUGUUAUUAGAGAGUCUUGUCAGAGAAUGUGAUAUUCUAUAUUCUUGAUUAAGCAGAUUGAUGAGACUGACAUCUCGGUCAUCAUAUCCACCAAGUCAUGACUCAGCUCAGGCCAAAUCAUGCUGUAUAAAUUGUGACUGGCACAUGUAUUUGUACCCUUAACAAACAACCUCAUGAAAAUGAAAUGGUUCAUCAACAUUUUGUGUAUAUGACAAAAUGAUCAAUGAAACCAAAGCAAAAGAGGGAGAAAAAUUCCUUCUUCAUGUGAUUCACCCACUGUUUCAAAGUGAAAAG